UAAAUUGUGUAAGUCCAAAGAGUAACCAUGGGAAUGGGCUCCAAAGUCGAGCUCGAGGAGUACAAAAGGGGACUGAUAACUCCCUUUCCAACGGACCAUUAUUCCCAGGAGAAGCAAACAAGUAAGGUCAUCUGUGCAGAUCUUCAAGCCACACUUCAUCACUAUCUUGUUCAUCAUCUCACAAGAAAUCACUCUCUCUCCCUCCAUAAGUACAUCAUGGUUUCCAUCAAGAGCCUCCUCAUCGCCACCCUCGUCUCGAGCAUCGUUGCAACACCAAUCGAAAGCUUCGAUCCACCAGAGAAUGAUCUCGAGUUCGUCAACAAAGUACCCGUCAUUGAAUCCAGAGGUAAUGGUGGCGGGUCCGGCGCCAGCGGCGCCGCAAGUUGCGACUACAACACGAAGCAGAGGCUUGAUUCGGAGAUUCAGAACAGAUACCAACUCAAGAGUCGCCUCGACGACGAGAUCCAGAGACGUCAGGGAAUUAAACAGCAGCUUGACAAUCAGAUAAACCAGAGACAAGGGCAGCUUGGGCACUGUUGAUUUACACCGGCUAAGGCGUGAAAAUGGACGUGGGGGUUAGGAGAUAUCCACAAUUCACCUUCCUUUUGGCGAAUUAUGAUUUGGGGCACGUGAAUUGGAGAAUGAAUCUACUACUGGGGCCGUACAGCAGACAUCAAAGGGCAAAAGAUGCUGUGGAGUACCAGAAAAAAUAUACGAAGAC
This is a messenger RNA of Colletotrichum navitas, 721 nucleotides long. RefSeq lists its product as uncharacterized. The record is from RefSeq and is a predicted model, not a curated record. The transcript has a single exon. The coding region runs from base 28 to 540 and encodes 170 amino acids. NCBI's taxonomy places the organism in Eukaryota, Fungi, Ascomycota, Sordariomycetes, Glomerellales, Glomerellaceae.